AUGGCAAACAACGGCCCAGCUAUCAAGAGUGAGCCUGGUGCUCCAGGCUCUGAGGCGUGGGAUGAGGAACGUCUUGAACAUGCUCUAGACGAGCUCAAGCUCUUGCAUGUCAAACUUCGCGGCUUACGAACGACGAUACCUCGAAUGAUGGAACCUUUGUCCGUCAAACAACCAAGUCCUCAGAUCACGUUCCAAGCGUAUAUGGAGUCGGUGGCUGCGGCCAAGAAGGAAGUGCAAGACUUUCAGGACUUGAGAAAGAGUGAGAAGAUCACGAAUAUUAUGGAACAUGCCGCACAACGCCGUAAAGAGGAGCCUAAUGGCAUCAAAGCAUGGCGUACGACAGACCACCCUGACUGGACAACGACAGACUCAUAG
Molecule: messenger RNA, 375 nt
Organism: Colletotrichum abscissum
Lineage: Eukaryota; Fungi; Ascomycota; Sordariomycetes; Glomerellales; Glomerellaceae
Exons: 3
Coding region: 1-375 (124 amino acids)
Source: RefSeq, a predicted model, not a curated record